ACAAAAAAAAGACAAAAACAAGUUGACGCAGUAAACAAGGGGUUAAAUCGUCGGUUGCAGCUCACGGCGUGAGGCACCUGUCGCUGUUGUCAUGAGACGUGCGCCCCACUCGGUGCUGAGAGGAACUGCAGCAGCGCUCGCGUCAUCACAGUGUGGUGGUGAGUCCCCGCUGCUGAACAUAUCACAACCCAGGCGAGGGUCGGAUGUGAGCGGGGAGCGGUCUGUCUAGGUUCUUCUGCUCAUGAUGAUGGAGCCGGUUAAUCACAUUAACAUCGUAGUGAUGGACAACAUUAGCACCAAUGGAAUGCCCAGGCCAAAGGUCGUCGGAACCGAAGAGCAGCCGAAGCAGCCGCGCGGAUCCACCGUGAGCUUCCACAACAUCAACUACAAAGUUCAGCUGAAGACAGGCUUCCUCUGCAAGAGGACCGUCACGACCAAGGAGAUCCUGGUGGACCUCAAUGGGAUCAUGAGGCCGGGCCUGAACGCUAUUCUUGGACCCUCCGGUGGUGGAAAGUCUUCGUUUCUGGAUGUUCUUGCUGCGAGGAAGGACCCAUCCGGCCUCUCUGGAGAAGUCCUCAUCGAUGGAGCGCCUCAACCUCCCAACUUCAAGUGCCUGUCUGGUUACGUCGUUCAGGAAGACGUGGUCAUGGGAACACUGACCGUCAGAGAGAACCUGUGCUUCUCAGCUGCGCUUCGACUUCCCACUUCAGUUCCACAGACAGAGAAGCAGGCUCGAGUGAACCACCUCAUCAAAGAGCUGGGCCUCACCAAGGUGGCCGACAGCAAGGUGGGCACACCACUGACUCGGGGAAUCUCUGGUGGGGAGAAGAAGAGGACCAGCAUCGGCAUGGAGCUGAUUAUUGAUCCCUUAGUUCUCUUCUUGGACGAGCCGACGACUGGUCUGGAUGCGAGCACCGCUAACUCUGUCCUGCUGCUGCUGAAAAGGAUGGCCAACCAGGGGAGAACUAUAAUCAUGUCCAUCCAUCAGCCGCGAUACUCCAUUUUUCGAUUGUUCGACUCACUCACUCUGCUGGUCAGUGGCAAGAUGGCGUACCAUGGCCCGUCACCCAACGCUCUGGACUACUUCAGCAACAUUGGAUAUUCCUGCGAACCCCACAACAACCCGGCAGACUUCUUCCUGGAUGUUAUUAAUGGGGAUGCUGGCUCGAAUGGGGUCUGCGUCUCCAAGGAGAACAACUCUGACGAGUUGGAGUUUGAGAAUCAGAAGGGCUCCAGGCAGAACAUCGUCCGACACCUGCUGGAUUGCUACAAGAACAGCAGCUACUACAGGGACGUUCAGUCGGAGCUGCAGCGAAUCGUCCAGACUCAACCCAACCACUUUCGGACGACCUUCAGUUUCAACUACAAUAACUCCUUCUUCCACCAGCUGCGGUGGGUUCUCAAGAGAACCUUCCAGAACCUCCUGCUGGACGCGCAGACGUCUGUCUCCCAGGUGGUCGUCCACAUUUUCUUGGCUCUUGUUGUCGGAGCCAUUUUCUUCGACGUCAAAGAGGAUCAGAGUGGAAUCCAGAACAGGAUGGGAGCUCUUUUUUUCAUCAGCACCAACCAGUGUUUCAGCACGGUGUCGGCCGCUGAGCUCUUCAUCAUCCAGAGGAAGCUGUUUCUGCACGAGUUCAUCAGUGGCUACUACAGAGUGUCUGUCUACUUCCUGUCCAAGGUCAUGGCGGACUUCGCUCUGCGCUCUGUCACCUCUGUGCUCUUCAGCAUCGUCAUCUACUUUUUGAUCGGGUUGAAGACCUCAGUGGAGGCGUUCUUCAUCUUCACUCUGACGGUGACCCUGCUGGCGUACACAGCCACGGCGCUGACGCUCGCCAUCGCCGCCGACCAGACGGCUGUGGCUCUGGCCAACAUCUUGAUAACCAUCACGUUCAUCUUCAUGAUGAUUUUCUCUGGCCUUCUGGUCAACCUGCCCAGCAUCCAGGACUGGCUCUCCUGGCUCAAGUACUUCAGCAUCCCUGGAUACGGUCUUGCUGCUUUAAACAUCAACGAGUUUGUGGGACUAAACUUCUGCGGGGAGUCCGUCACCAAAAACGCCAACGUGUCCUCACUGAUGUUGAACUGCAGCGCCAGCACGCCCGCUUUGACAUGCACUGGAGAACAGCAGCUGGAUUAUUUAGGCAUUGAGUUCAGCACCUGGGGGCUUUGGCAGAACCAUGUCGCCCUGGUUGUCAUGACCCUCAUCUUUCUUACCAUCGCCUAUUUAAAGCUGCGUUUCCUCAAGAAAUUCUCUUAAAAUGUUUGCUUUUUGCAUAAUACCCUCAACUGCCCUCUUGACUUUUGAUUUGACAGAAUGAUGGAGGGUCGUACACUGUGUCCAAGUCCAACAUCAAACCAAUAAACUAGACCACCAUGAUGCCACAAUUUUUGGUAAACAAGGCACCAAUGAUGCUGAGACUUUUAGCAGACAACAUCACUGAGAUGCUCCAAGACUUUUGGUAAACAAGGCACCAAUGAUGCUGAGACUUUUAGCAGACAACAUCACUGACAUGCUCCAAGACUUUUGGUAAACAAGGCACCAAUGAUGCUGAGACUUUUAGCAGACAAGAUCACUGAGAUGCUCCAAGACUUUUAGGGAACAGGGCGACAAUGAUGCCAAGACUUUUAGCAGACUAGAAGACAAAGAUGUUCCAAGACUUUUAUAAAACAAGACCUCAAUGAUUCCUAGACUUUUAGCAGACUAGAAGACAAAAAUGUUCCAAGACUUUUAUAAAACAAGACCUCAAUGAUUCCUAGACUUUUAGCAGACUAGAAGACAAAGAUGUUCCAAGACUUUUAUAAAACAAGACCUCAAUGAUUCCUAGACUUUUAGCAGACAAGAUGACCAUGAUGUUCCAAGACUCUAACCAAACAAGCCAACUGUGAUACCAGAACCUUCACAAAAUGUAACAGCAACGUCGCCAUUUUUAAAAUCACAAUAACAGUAUUAAGACAAAGCAUUAUGCCAUGUCAAACCUCCAGUUUACACAUUUUACGGGCAACAUUUUUAUGAAAUUCUAACCCUGUGCAUGUCUGUUUUAUUCAGCUUUGAAAUACCAGUUUUGUGUUUUCACUUUUGAAUAUAUUUGUAUAAAACUUGCAUUUGUCCUUCAGCAGUAUUUUAUCUUAGCGGUGUGAGUCUUAAAAUCAUGUUAUUAUAAUCAUUAUUCUACACUUCUAUGUUAAGUUAGCAUCAACAUUUAUUUUAUUUUAGUUGAUGUAAUUCAUAGGCCCUGUUCUUUUAUAUUAUUGUUGAAAUUUUACAUUUGCUGUCACAGUCCUGAAUAAAAUAAUUAGGAA
Messenger RNA from Synchiropus splendidus (mandarinfish), 3297 nucleotides. RefSeq names its product ATP-binding cassette, sub-family G (WHITE), member 2d (gene abcg2d). NCBI's taxonomy places the organism in Eukaryota, Metazoa, Chordata, Actinopteri, Syngnathiformes, Callionymidae. Gene Ontology annotation, cellular component: plasma membrane. The coding region runs from base 242 to 2254 and encodes 670 amino acids. The transcript has 17 exons. Gene Ontology annotation, molecular function: ATP hydrolysis activity; ATP binding; ABC-type transporter activity. The record is from RefSeq and is a predicted model, not a curated record.